Molecule: messenger RNA, 2364 nt
Organism: Xenopus laevis (African clawed frog)
Lineage: Eukaryota; Metazoa; Chordata; Amphibia; Anura; Pipidae
Product: vomeronasal type-2 receptor 26-like
Exons: 5
Coding region: 1-2364 (787 amino acids)
Source: RefSeq, a predicted model, not a curated record
AUGAUACAUUUAACACAGUCUCUGACCAGAGGUCUCUCAUCUGAUCAGCUGAAAGUGAUAUUCUGCCUGGCAGCCAUAUGGGUAACUCCCUGCAGUACUGAGCUGAGUGGGUCAGACUCACAGUGUCGUAUUCACAUCACUAAGCCUAAGUAUGAAUACAAAUACUUUCAGAAUGGAGAUAUCAUCAUAGGAGGAGUCUUCUCUGUAAAUUUUGAAGUGAAAUAUAUAAAAGAUAAUACUGGUAAGAACAUUCCUGUCUGCAUAAGUUCCACUCAAGCUCGCUGGAGAGGGGUCCAGACCUUGUUGUUCUCUGUUGAUGAAAUUAACAAGAACCCGGAUCUGUUACCCAACAUCACUCUAGGGUAUCAUGUAUAUGAUUCUUGUGGGGAUCCAAGGCUCGCUAUAGGGAGUGUCCUGCAGAUAUUAUCUGGUCCUGGGAAUAUGGUUCCUAAUUAUUCCUGUGGGGAUGAAAGGGAAAUUGCUGGAUUUAUUGGAGGUCGGUCAACAGGUUCAUCCUUGCCUAUAGCACAGCUAUUGGGUAUAUAUGGAUACACACAGAUAAGUUAUAGUUUAAUUGACCCUGUGCUAAAGGACCAAGUGUGGUAUCCAUACCAUUUUAGUACUGGGCCAGAUGAUAAUGUUCAGCAUGUUGCUAUAGCAGAGCUGGUGGAACACUUGGGAUGGACUUGGGUGAUCAUUCUGGCAGCUGGUGAUGAACGUGGUAAAAGAAAGAGUCAGAACCUCAGGAACGAGAUCACCAAACAUGGAGCCUAUGUGGACUUUAUUGGCACUCUAACAGAUGAUAUAAACACAAACACAAGAACAUUAGAAGGAAUACAAAAAUCUACUGCAGAAGUUGUUAUCUUGUGUGCAGAACAAUUUCCUAUAACAACAAUAAUUUUAGUACAAGAUAUAAUAAAAGAAAAAACUUUGGUAGUUCCAGCAACAUGGGUUGGUGUUUCAGUUUUCCCCCUCUUUAAAGGCAGUCUAAUUUUUCAAGAAAAAAUCUUUUUCUUCGAUAACUCAGAAUUUGAAGACUACUUAUUGUCCAUUAAAGAAGACUUGUUGCUUAAGGACUUAUUGACAGUUGACGCAUCGUGUCUGACACACGAUAGAGAGAAGGAUAUGAUAUUUCAGAAUCUUUAUGGAAAACAUUUUAAGAACUGUUCAAGUUUAAAAUUACGACGACGAGAUGAUGGCAGAAGUUACCGAGUGUACACAGCAGUAUAUGGAUUGGCACAUGCAGAACAUGACAUGCUUUCUUCAUCUGGACAAUACUGUAAUAAACAGGUGCACAAAAAUAUUCAUAGAAAUCAGACUCUGAAAUCUCAGUGCUCUGCCAGCUGCCCUCCUGGCUACAGAAAAGUCCCACAGAAUGGAGCGCCGCCCUGCUGCUAUGACUGUGCCUCAUGUUCAGAGGGGGAGGUCUCCAAUUUAACUGAUAUGGAGAACUGUGUAAGAUGUCCGGACUAUAAAUGGCCGAAUCAUGCGAAGACAUUGUGUCUUGAGAAACCACUUGAGUUUCUCUCAUAUGACAAAGACCCUCUAACUCUAAUCUUUAAUGUCAUCACUUUGGUUCUUUUUUUAAUAUCACUGAGUAUGUUGGGAAUCUUCAUUUCAUUUCGAGACACUCCAGUAGUGAAAGCCAAUAAUCGUAAUCUGAGCUUUAUUCUCCUUGUCUCCAUCAAGCUGAGCUUUCUCUCUGUAUUUCUGUUCCUCGGUCACCCUGUAGAUAUAACCUGCAUGCUCCGGCAAACCUCUUUUGCAAUCACCUUCUCCACAUCUGUCUCUUGUGUCCUGGCCAAGACUAUAAUGGUUUGCAUUGCUUUCAAAGCCUCCAAGCCAGGGAGCUCCUGGAGAAAAUGGAUGGGGCCCAAAGAGGCAAAUUAUAUUGCUUUUGUUUGUUCAGUCAUCCAAAUAGUAAUUAAUGUUAUCUGGUUGGUCAUUUCUCCCCCAUUUACAGAGCAAAACAUACAUUCUAAACCUGGAAUUAUCAUCAUUCAGUGCAAUGAGGGCUCAGUAAUUGCUUUCUAUAUUGUCCUCUCCUACAUGGGAUUGUUGGCAUCUGUGAGUUUCAUUGUAGCUUUCUUGGCUCGGACAUUACCGGACAGUUUUAAUGAGGCCAAGUACAUCACUUUCAGCAUGUUGCUCUUCUGCAGUGUUUGGAUCACAAUGAUCCCGGCCUAUCUGAGCACCAAAGGCAAAUACAUGGUGGCAGUGGAGAUAUUUGCCAUAAUCUCUUCAAACUGUGGCCUUCUCUUCUGUAUAUUUCUACCCAAAUGUUAUAUUAUUUUACUAAAACCAGAAAUAAACACAAAGCAAUAUUUACUGAGGAAUACACAGAAAAUCACAGAAAGUCUUUGA